GAGAGAAGCGUGCAGCUGCAAAACACCUCUCUCUUUCUCUCUCUCCCUUUCUCUCUCUCUCGCUCUCCCUCACUUUCUCUGUGAUUUCAGCAGGAUGUUGGCAGCUUGGAAGGAAAAUAAUCUUUUUAGCUGGACAGGAGUUAAUUCUUAGACGGAUAUCUGAUGUGUCAGCAGUCGGACCGGUGCCGCGCGGUUUGGAGACAAGUCCCCUCCUCAUGCACAUGCGGUUAAAGACAGUCCACGUGCUAAACCACAGCAGGUGAGAGAGCAGUCGUGGUAUUGCACAGAUUCAGAUAAGUGGAGGAUUUCCAGACGAAUGGCUACACCCUUCGUGCCAGUGCCUGUGCCCAUCACUCGAGCACUUCCAGGGUCCUCCGGUGCCAGACGACCCAAACGGGCAUCGAGCAGCGCGUCAAGCAGUUCAGAGUCCUCUUCCACUAAAGGUGCAGCAGAGGACGGCAGUUUGGGAAGAAGCGGGCAUGGGAGCUGCUUCAUCGCUUCGUGUCAGAGUCCUGUAACGAGGGCCAGAAUGAACGGAGUUGAGUCCUCGGUGGAGUUUUCCAGCUGCGCACGGCCGGAUACGCCAUCGCAAUCGCUAGGGUGGGAGGAGAGACCCAUAACUCCCACAGUGCUCGGCUACGAGGUCAUGGAGGAGAGAGCAAAGUUUACGGUGUACAAGAUUCUGGUAAAGAAGACGCAGGACGAGAGCUGGGUGGUGUUCCGGCGUUACACCGACUUUUCCAGACUUAACGACAAGUUAAAGGAAAUGUUCCCUGGUUUCCGCCUCUCUCUGCCACCUAAACGCUGGUUUAAAGAUAACUACGACACCGACUUCCUGGAGGACAGACAGUUAGGCCUGCAGGCCUUUCUGCAGAAUCUGGUGGCUCACAAAGACAUCGCCAACUGUGUUGCGGUGAGGGAGUUUCUCUGUCUAGACGAGCCUCCAGGACCUUUCGACAGUCUUGAGGAGAGUCGGGCGUUCUGUGAGACUCUAGAAGAGGGUAACUAUCGUCUGCAGAAGGAGCUGUUGGAAAAGCAGAAAGAGAUCAGUUUUUUAAAGAAGAUGUUGGAGGAAAAAGAGCUGUACAUCCACCUGCUCGAGAAGAGGAUCAAUGGUGAGUCUCUGACUCCAGAGAGCCCGUAUGGUCUGUCUGCUCAGGGCAGCGAGAGCAGUGUGGAUGCAGAGAGCUCUACAGCUGAGGCGGACCAGGACAUGCCAGAGGAGAGCGGCAGCUGCGAGCAGCAGGCAUCUCGGAGCUCCUCGGCAUGUUGGUGCGGCCCGACCGUCAGCAGCUCACCUCCAGUCAUCCAGGUUACUCAGGUGGAGCAAUGAAUCAGGAAUCAGGACUGCACCUUCUCUCUCUCUCUCUCUCUCUCUCUCUCUCUCUCUCUCUCUCUUUCUUUUCCUCCUUUUGUCUCUCUUCCCCAUCACUUGCACUCUCUCAUGGAGCUUAUAGUCUAUCCUAAUUUCACAGUUGAUCAUCUCAGAGAGACACAAACAUGAGUUUUUUUCUGGUUUAGAGAGAGAGAGAGAGACAAAGAGACGUUAUGGAUGACCACUCCAUAUAGAGACAGCAGAAUGUCUGAACAUUAAUUCAGAUUAAGAAUAUCUGCUUCGAGAGAUGUCCAUGUGAUGAGACUUUCUGAAUUUUAACCACUGACAUCCAGCCAUAGACUGCAUCUCAAACAUACGGACGAAGACGAACUUUUUAUUUAAUUUAACUUAUCAUGCAGAGGUGCCAACAUGUACAGUUUAGCCAUAACAUUUACGUCAUUAAUUAUAGGAGAUGUUUUUUUUUUUUUUUCCAUUUUUCUCCCUGGGCAGAAAAAAAAAAAAACGUUUGCUUUUGGUAGCUUUGCCUUUCUUCCUGCCACUUUUAUCCGUGUGAACUUUGUCUUAUGGAUUUGUGAGCCAUUAAAAAAGAAGAAGCAGCCGGGACCUUUACUUAGUUUACAGAACAAAGUUGUUGUUUAUGAAGUAGCGCACACAGCAGACUUUUGCUUUUCUGUUUACAUGGGCAAAAAAAAAAAAAAAAAAAACUGACACAUGGAAGGGUUUUGUGUUUUUUCUUCUUUUAAAUAACACAAAUUUUUGCCUGCUAGGAUUUUCUUGUUAAUAAUGUUGGCACCUUUGUGUCAUGACGGUUCACUGUGUGACAAUCCAGAGACAGAGAAAAAAAAAACUGCCUUUGCUCUAAAAUUCACAGUGGAGUGAAGCCCCCAUGUGGCGAAUGCAGAUACUGCAGUCAUCUUCUCAGGAAGGACACUCUUUCGACGGACUCAGAGACCGAUGAUCCCCCCUAAACCCCACCCCACCCCCCACCACAACUCAGUCCUCCUCCUGCUGCUGAUGAUAAUGAUUCAAUUCUGCUGCUUCUGGCUUUUCAUCAGGACUUUGAAAUGAUGAUGAUCAUGAUAAUGAUAAUGAUGUCUAAAUAUUCCAGUUGGCAGGUCAUUCCCAGCUGUCAGAUUUAAGACUUCCCUAGUCUAAGUUUUGCCUUGUGUGUCUCUUCACUUCGCACUAUCCUUGCCUCAUUCACAGAAGAAAUGCAAUUCAGCUCUGUAUAGGAGUGAAAAAUAGUAUGCACAUUGACAAACCUGCAGUGAUUAGUGUUUAUUAUUAUUAUUAUUAUUAUUAAUUUCCUGCUGCCGUCUGACACUAAGUAAACUUUUAGAAAUGUGAGUUAAGGUGCGUGCCACAACAUGGUAUUGUGUAUAAAGCAGUAAAGGCUACAGCUCCAAGUAAUCAGCUCCCGUCAUUUGAUUAACCAGAUAUAGAUAUAGAAGUAUCUCUCAAAGGAAACAGAGAGAGGAAGAGAGAGCUGACUAUUAUCGCUCACAGCUAUUUCACGCACAGCGAAAGCAAUUUGCAAUUAGUCACGUGACUCACUGGAUGGCUGCGAAUGUACUAAUUGAUCCUCUUAAUAAUUGAACGUGGUCAGUCCAAAAUCAGUGAAGUUUUGUUGUGCUUCGAUGUCGGUGUGGUCUCGAAGUUUCGUCAGCGUCAAGACAAGUCAUGGAAAAGGAAGAAAACAAUACCAAUAGCCUGGAAAUAACACACGGGUGUUUUUUGUUUGUUUGUUUUUGUGCAAGGACCACAAUAUGUUUAAGGCAUUCGCUGGUAACAUGUUGCACUUUAAUAUCUGCUGGGAUUGUCAGAUACGGUGCCAGCGUUUAGCCUAGCAGGCAAGGCUUCCAUACGUUUGAAUGCUGCGUAGACCUUCAACUGAAGCACAGUGCCUUUAUCUAGAACUAGAAUUCUGUGUAUACACGCUUAUUUUAUUUGUGUGUCUUUGUGAGUGAGGAACGAGCACGACCCGUGCAGAUCCUCCCGAAAUCAACUUCCCUGCUAACAUAGUGCCUUGCCUUUCUUCCCAUUAUGUCAUUUCAAAUACAUGACAUGUUGUGUUGCUGUGUUUUUUUUUUUUUGUUUUUUUUUUCUCUAUUUCCCCUUCCUUUAGGAUUGAUGCCAAAUGACAGCUGAGGUGACCUUAGGGAUUUAAACGAUCCAAAUAUUACAGUCAAAUCAUUAACGUGGCUACUGACAAAUAAGGUCACUCGGCCGUUAUUGUGAUUUCUAGGAUCGUACUCUUUCCAUAUUUAAAUGUGACUAAACAUUUAAUGUUUCAGAUUGUUAUAUAUGAUGAUUAAAUGUUGUUGUUUUUUUCGACACUAGUGAUGAUCAGAUCCAUAUUAAGGUUGACUGUUUACUCCUAGACGAGGCCUCAUGAAAUAAUACAUUUAAUAAAUGAAACUUAUGCAACUGUUUAGGAGAUGCAAUUUAAAGUUUUGUUCAUUCUUGACAUUUUUUUUUUUUGUCGUCUUGUUUAACCACAUGGGAAAAAGAGGUUAUCUGAUUUUAAUUUAGCAUUUUUU
Messenger RNA from Clarias gariepinus (North African catfish), 3876 nucleotides. It is a transcript of the gene snx16, whose product is annotated as sorting nexin 16. The transcript has 8 exons. Gene Ontology annotation, biological process: endosome to lysosome transport; early endosome to late endosome transport; protein targeting to lysosome. Bases 317 to 1333 code for a protein of 338 amino acids. NCBI's taxonomy places the organism in Eukaryota, Metazoa, Chordata, Actinopteri, Siluriformes, Clariidae. The record is from RefSeq and is a predicted model, not a curated record. Gene Ontology annotation, molecular function: phosphatidylinositol binding. Gene Ontology annotation, cellular component: extrinsic component of endosome membrane; early endosome; late endosome.